AUGGAGGCGUUCCACCGCAUCGAAUGCACGGUACUCGAACUGGAGAUGAUGCCAUUGCAAGUGUUACAACUGCCGAAUAUGGUAGAGACGAGCUCAGAUAGCAGAACGGUGAAUGAAUUAGCUGAGGGACACUGUUUGGGGCACUUUGGGAAGUGUCGGAGACUUCUCGUGGAUGAUUCGGAGGUGCCUCGAUGGGUUUCGAUGACUCAAGCGCAAGUUGCGCAGCUUGAGCUUGAGUUUCGAGUUGUGAAAACGAGUAUUUAUUGGCAGAAGGCAGUUUGGCUAAGGUGUGGGGCUGUUUGA
This is a messenger RNA of Anisakis simplex (herring worm), 303 nucleotides long. The record is from the annotation of a GenBank genome assembly. NCBI's taxonomy places the organism in Eukaryota, Metazoa, Nematoda, Chromadorea, Rhabditida, Anisakidae.